UUUAAGAAGUCGAAGCGGAAAGACGUGUUUUGCCCACGUCCACUUUUUGCCGGUUAUUCGGAAAAUCGCAAUCGCAAACGCAGUUAUCGCGGAUGAAUCUACACAAUCGCAUUGAUAAUUAUUUUGGCCAAAAAAAAAAUUAAAACACAGCGCAGAUCCGAAAGAUACGAAAAAAACCUCACGGAUUGCGAAUUUGUUUGAAUGCCGUGGUUGCGUACGUGUGCGUGUGGGUAUCUGUGUGAGAAGCGCGUGUAAACAAAUGAAAAAAACGAAACGAGCGGUGUAUCUUCGGCUCUGAUAAGCUGACAAGUUUGAUAAAAAGCCAACACAUUGUUGUUAACAGCUCGGAAAACACAAGUGCUACUGCAUAAAAAAAAAGAAAAGCACAACUUCCCCCCCACCCCUGCCUCUUAAAGGAAAACCAAACAAAUUGCCGGCUAGUGGAAAACAAGUGAAAUUCAAGAUACAACUGUAAACACAGCGGAAUUAUAGGAAAAUAUACAUAAUAUCGGCGAUAUCGCUGCAAAUUAAAGCCGUGAAAAAUUCGCUGAAAACAACAGCAACACAACAACAACAACAACAAGCAAUUAUGGUGUAAAGUAUACGACUAAAAUCUUAUCGGUGUGCAAUCGUUGUUGCUAUUAUUGUUCUAUAUGCUGGUUAGUUGAGUUGUUGUUUUUGCCUUAGCCGGCGUCGCGUCGGUGUUAGUGUGUCGGUGUGUUUGUGUGCAAACGAGUUUGCAAAAAAAAAAGGAAAAAAAUAUUGCAGUUACGGUGGCAAGUGUUGCAGAUACUCCAACAGCAGCAACAGCAACAACAACAGCAAGUUAGCCAGAAACCAACACACACAACCAGCCACAAAAAUAUUGAGAAAUGCAUUCAUAAAUGAAUCGAGAUAAAUUAAAUCCAAAUGAAAGUGCUGAAAUUAAAUAAAUUUUAGGUAAAUAAGAAACCACAAAUACCACAAUUAAAUAACGAGCGUGUGCAAGUGUAGAUCAAUACAUAUUAGCUAUAUAUUAACCAUAUAUAUAGGCCGUUAAAAACCAGCGCGAGUGCUAAAAUGCUGUCCCCCGCAGCAUUGGUCAUCGUCGGGAUGCAUAAAUCUCUUUGAAAUCAAAAUUAAACCAAUCAAAAUAUAUAUCUGUCUGUCUAAGUAACCAACCAGCGUAGUAAAUCAAAUCAAAAUCACAUCAAAACCAAUCUCAAAUUGUUGACCGAUCAACAGUUUGAGUAAAUAUUUUCUUCGACCCCAUCAGACAUUAAGCAACGGCCUCAAAACGGAGUCCCUAGAGUUUUUGCCGUGCGAGGAAGAGGAUUUCGAGAUGGAUAUCCUACCGAGUGGCAAUAUCUUCAACGAGUUGGAGCGGAUCUGCACCACCGGCUAUUUCUCGUCACAGCCGUCGAUUGAGGAUCAAUGGCAACAGACCUGCUACGAACUGGAACGCUAUCUGCGGGAUGAGCCCAAGCUGCAGAAGAAGAUACACAGCAAUCUGGACAACGCCUGGGACAUAUUCUCCACACCCGCCCGCCUGCUCGAGGAGCUGAAGAUCAAGGAGCAGCACCUGGACACGAUCUCGACGACCUCCUCGGUCUCGUCCAACUGCUCGGGCAUCUCCUGGGACAGCAAUGGCUCCCAGGCGCUGAGCUGCUCGGUGCUGGUGAAGCAGGAGAGGAUCGACGAGGAGGACGACGAGGUGGGCUGUGACGAUAAGAUGGGCGUGUUGCUUUCGGCACCGCCCUCGGCCAUUUCGCCCAAUCCCAGCAUCGGCAGUGCGGGCAACAUGACGCCCACCAGCAACAGCAAUAGCAAUAUUAGCAGCAGCAACAGCAUCACCAGCAGCAACAUCAGCAGCAGCAGCAGCGGCAACAUCAUUGCCAGUCCGCUGAGCAGUCUGGGCAGUGGCAGCACCAUCACAGUGAGUUCCCGCAACAGUUCCGCGCCGGGCAUCAAGGUGCGAGUGGUCCAGGCCAAGAGCAACUCCAGAUUGCACCUGGGGCAUGUCCAGGACUUUGUGCUGCCCACCCUGACGCCGCCCUCCUCGCCAGAAUCCAGCCUGCGCACCCACAAUUAUGCCCAGCAGCUGGAGGCCAACGAUCUGGCGGCACUGAUACAGCAGCAACAGCAGCAGCAGCAGCAGCAGCAACAGCAGCAGCGUCAGACACAGCAGCAACAUCCACAUCCACAGACGAGCAACUCCACACCCGCAACAGCAAUCCUGCGAUUCACCAGCCAGAGCAAUCCCACAAUGACGCAACUGCAGCAGCAGCAACAGCAGUUGGCCGUCCAGCAUUUGAGCAUAUCGCCACAGGCCCUUGGCAGCAACUCGCCCAAGAGCAGCAAUAGCAGCAGCAGCAGCAGCAGCACCAGCAGCAGCAGCAGUAGCAGCAACAGCAGCAUUAGCAACAGCAAUAGCGGCAGCAGCAGCAGCAGCAUCAGCGACCAGCCAACACACAGCAACAUUCCGCGCAGCACCAUCGUCCGAUUGACAACGGCCAACGGCAAGCCAGGAGCCGCUGGAAUCAGUCUGGCUCGAGUCAUUCAAAUGCAGAACAACGGCAAUGCCAAUGUGGCCGCCGUGCUCAAUGCCGCCGCCAACAGCAGCAGCAGCAGCAGCAACAGCAACACCACCAGCGCCAGCAGCAACAUCAGCAACACCACCAGCAAUACGGCCACCACGCAGCAACAGGUGCUCUCGCAACGGGCCGAUAAGCCAUCGAAUGGCUCCUCGAAAUCACAUCACCCCCGCCAACAUCACAGCGAUCACAGCCCGGACGCCAAGAGACGGAUACACAAGUGCCAAUUUCUGGGCUGCAAAAAAGUCUACACGAAGAGCUCACACCUGAAGGCCCACCAAAGAACGCACACAGGUGAGAAGCCGUACAAGUGCUCCUGGGACGGCUGCGAAUGGAGGUUUGCGAGGAGCGACGAGCUGACCCGCCACUACCGCAAGCACACAGGUGCCAAGCCCUUCAAGUGCCGCAACUGCGAUCGCUGCUUCUCGAGGUCCGAUCACCUGGCGCUCCACAUGAAGCGUCACAUGUGAGGGGAGAUUUAAGUCCAUAGAGAUCCCCGGAAAAUCCAGAGGCGGAGGCGAUGAGGAUGAGGAGGAGUUCAGCGGAAACUGUGUGCCAUCAAGGAACGAUGAAAAACUUGCGUAACGCUAAUCAAAACCACUUUAAUCGUGGAGCAGAGAGGGGUGGAUAAACAAAAAUUGAGAAAGUUAAAUCAAACAUAAAAACAAAGAAAACAUCACAACACAAGCACAAAGAUGGAAAUUCAAGUUAUCCGAUUCCGAUUGAUAUUUGUGUUGCCAUUAUUGUCGCCGUUAUCGUUUUCGUUAUCGUAUGGUUAUCGUCGUUAUCGUUUCAAUUGCAAAUUCGAUUUGUUUCAAUGCCUUGUUAAGUGUAAGUUUAAGCUAUAGCAGCCUGAUCGCAUUUCCCCAUUCACAUCUAGCAUUUAGCGGCAAGUUCUGAACAAACAGCAAAAAUUGUGUACAAUUUACCAAAGCUAAGCGAUUUCUUUAAUUAGUAAAGCAGCAACAAAAUAACAAAACAAAAAAAAAA
Drosophila suzukii is the source of this 3563-nucleotide messenger RNA. Lineage: Eukaryota; Metazoa; Arthropoda; Insecta; Diptera; Drosophilidae. The record is from RefSeq and is a predicted model, not a curated record.